This is a messenger RNA of Microplitis mediator, 2306 nucleotides long. RefSeq names its product fatty acid 2-hydroxylase (gene Dpm1). The record is from RefSeq and is a predicted model, not a curated record. Gene Ontology annotation, molecular function: dolichyl-phosphate beta-D-mannosyltransferase activity; iron ion binding; heme binding. Gene Ontology annotation, cellular component: endoplasmic reticulum membrane. Gene Ontology annotation, biological process: GPI anchor biosynthetic process; protein O-linked glycosylation via mannose. The transcript is spliced from 9 exons. Bases 550 to 2184 code for a protein of 544 amino acids. Lineage: Eukaryota; Metazoa; Arthropoda; Insecta; Hymenoptera; Braconidae.
AAUUUGACUAGUAAGUGUCGAUAACGCAAUUUUUGUUUAAUAUAUAUUUUUGGCAAUAGGGACAGUAGGUGAACUAGGCACCUAUCGUAAAAAUCAUGACCAUGGCAUGCAAACUUACAUGAAAACGCCUUGUCGUAUUAUUCGUCAUGAUUCGAGCGGUUAUCUUUGGUCUUUUUAUUUCUCGUGUUUGUUAUUAAUUUUUUUUACUAAAAUUAAUAAUAAAAAACAAAAAAAAAAUUUUAAUUUUAAAUUUCUACUUUUAUGUAACGUAUCUAAAACUCGCGUAAUUGUUAUCGUGCGGUCUAAAGAAUAUUUUAUCAUUUAGAGGUCACUGUUACAAAAGGAUAAAAUUUAAAAAAAAAUUCAUCAUCUAUAAUUUUAGAAAUUUAUAAUCAAAACAUGUUUAUGCGGCAACAUCUAUUUUGGCGAUAACUUCAAUAACUUUGACAAAAUAUUCAACAUAAUCGCUUGUGAAGAGAGGAAAAACACCAGUAAUAGUACAAGGAGUGACGAAAAAAGUAAGGCGUAGUUUUAUCAGCCGGCUAUAAAAUGUUGACGAGUACCGAAAAUUGCGCUUCAACUAAUACGUUGAAAACCAACGGUAGUGAAGCAAAUGGUGGCAAAAGUGAAAAUAAUGACGGAUUUAAAGUUAAGUAUCAAGAGGAAUCUUAUGAAAUAAUUAAUUUUUUGAAACAUCAUCCGGGAGGACGCGAAACACUUAAAAAUUACAAAGGAUUAGCCCUGGAUAAUGUUUUCGAAGAGAUAAAACAUUCCGAGGCCGCAUUUCAUCUGUUCAAUGAAUUCAAGGUCAACAAUAAAAAUAAUUAUGGCGACGUAGAGACUUUAAUUGAUUGGAACUCUCCGUUAUUGGGCCAAGUCGGUUCAUUGUCAAAUAAAUAUUGGGAGUGGGUUAAUUUACCCGUAAAUCGUCACAUACGUAUUUUUAAAUCUGAUUACUUGGAAUUACUCACAAUGACACCUUGGUAUCUGGUACCUCUAUUUUGGAUACCAAUUUCGAUUUAUUUUCUAUACCUCGGAUCAAUGAAAAAUGUUUCCGAGUCAUUUUAUUAUUCUGUGUGUUAUAAAGUAUUAGCUUUUUUAUCAGGUUUAUUAGUUUGGACGCUACUAGAGUACACACUUCACCGAAAACUUUUUCAUUUAAAGCCACCAGCUAAUUCAAAACUUCUCAUUUCAUUACAUUUCAUUCUACAUGGCAUCCACCAUAAAGCGCCGUUUGACGAUCAACGACUAGUAUUUCCACCGAUUGCUUCUGCAACAGUAGCAUAUGUUUUUUAUCAAAUAUACAAAAUAAUAUUUCCUAUCACAGCAAUAAAUACAAUUGCUGCCGGGACCAUGACAGGAUACUUGUGUUAUGAUUUAAUUCAUUACUAUUUACAUCAUGGAACACCAAGUUUCCGAAGUUAUCUAGGCGACAUGAAGAGAUACCACAACUACCAUCAUUUCUCCCACCACGACGCAGGUUUUGGUAUAAGCAACAAAUUGUGGGAUUACGUCUUCAAAACACUGAUAAUAUUAAGGCAGUUAAAAAAGGCCAUUAUUUGUGGCUCGCCUUAUGAAGUCAUAAUUAUUGACGACGGCUCUCCGGAUGGGACUCUGGAGGUAGCGCAGAAGCUCCAAAAACUCUAUGGAGAAGACAAAAUUAUUCUGAGACCUCGAGAAAAAAAACUGGGACUUGGUACCGCUUACAUACACGGUAUCAAACAUGCAACGGGAAAUUUUAUAAUUAUUAUGGACGCAGAUCUAUCCCACCAUCCACAAUUUAUCCCGCCGAUGAUCGAAUUACAGAGAAAGAAAAACUACGAUAUUGUUACUGGUACUAGAUACAUAAACGGUGGUGGAGUUUAUGGUUGGGAUUUCAAAAGAAAACUUAUAAGCCGGGGUGCUAAUUUCAUAACUCAAAUUCUUUUGAGACCAGGAGUCAGUGAUUUAACUGGCAGCUUUAGAUUGUAUAAGAAAGAUGUAUUACAACGAUUGAUUGAGUCCUGCGUCUCCAAAGGCUACGUAUUUCAAAUGGAGAUGAUUGUAAGAGCGCGUCAAUUCAAUUAUACAAUCGGCGAAGUUCCCAUAUCAUUUGUCGAUCGAGUUUAUGGAGAAUCGAAAUUAGGUGGCUCUGAAAUAAUCCAAUUUAUCAAAGGCCUCGUUUAUCUUUUUGCUACGACCUAAAAAAAUAAUUUGUACUCAACAAAAAUACCAAUGAAAAUGUAAAUUUAAAUAAAUACAUUCCGCCAUUUGUAUAUAAUUGUGUAAAUUUGUACAAUUUUUCGUAAUAAAAAAUUGCACUUGAA